AGCAUCGGUUUCAUCAACAUUAGUACUUUGUUGCAAUUACUCGUGUACUAACUUAGAGGGGCGGGACUAGUUGUCACAAGUGUAGCACGUGGGCCAGGCACGUCACAGCCGACGUGCGCCACCAGCACUCAAAUAUGAAUUAAACAGUUAAUGAUCGCUGAUAUCGUCGCAGACGCCGAACGCUCGUCUCGUAGUCGGUUGCGUAGCGAUAGUUUUUCUCGCGUCGCGCGUCAGUCGCGUCACAGGGUGAGAUCGCACGGAAGCGAAGGUUGCGCCCGUGACCGCGCCCGCCCGCCGCCGCCGAUAACGGCCACCCGCCGCAGUCGCGCAGUAUCGCGCCGCGCUCGCUGAUCCUCGGAGCUCGACCCCCGCGCGGAGCCCGCUCGCCGCCUGGAGCACGAGGACCCUGUGUAGUGAUGUGCCCGCGUCCAUGCCGCCGAUGAUGUGUGGGCGGCGAGUGAGUGAAGUGAGAGUAUGCGCGCGAGGUGACGCCAGGCCCCGGCCGACGCGACCGUAGCCCGACAUGUGGACACUGCUGCUGCCGCUGCUGGCGGUGGUGGCGCUCGCCUCCGGGGCUGCCUUCACCCCCGACAGGGACUUGCUAGAGUGUGCGAGCCAGAUCCUGUACAUGGACCAGCAUGUAUACGAUAUUCCAAAAAGCUACAACAGAAACAUUCCACCCGAUAAAAACACGACAGUUUACGUUGGGGUGAAUGUCAAUCGGGUAUCUGGAGUAGAUGAGAAUAAAGAGGAGAUAACACUAGACGUGUUCCUGCAAGUAUCAUGGGCAGACAGCAGGCUGCACGUGCCACCAAACAUGCCCUUCAUCGACCUACCGUGGGAGUUCCGCGCCCUCAUCUGGACACCAGACCUCUACAUCUGGCAGCUCCAGACCAUGAGGAUACUCUCCGUCCUCCAGGAGAUGGCGUCACUGCGCCUCUACUCCAACCGCACCGUCUCAGUCAGUAUUGGUGCGACAAUAACAAUUAAGUGCGAGAUGGACUUCGUUCUGUAUCCCCUGGACGUGCAGAACUGCGCCAUCGACUUUAGCAGUUACAAAUACACGACGCAAGACGUGCGCUUCGAGUGGCGCGAGGUCGCGCCGUGGCUGGGCAUCGGCCCCGUGGGCAGCGAGCAGCGCAGCCAGUUCCGUCUGCCCAAAUAUGUGGUCACCUUCGUCACGGACAAAAGUAAUCAUAUUCGCAAUUUUGGUGAAGGGGAGCACUCGGCGGCGCGGCUGCAGAUCAAGCUGUCUCGGGAGCUGCGCAGCUACCUGCUGGAGAGCUACCUGCCGUCCUCGCUGUUCGUCAUCAUCUCGUGGGGCAGCUUCUGCGUCAUCCCGGAGAUAGUGCCCGGCCGCAUGGUGCUGCUCGUCACCACGCUGCUCUCACUCGUCACCAUGUUCGAUACAGUCAGCACAAACUCGCCAGACGCGCUUGAGCUGAAGUGUAUCGAGGUGUGGUUGAUAUCAUGCACGAUAUUCGUGUUCCUGGCGCUGAUGGAGUACUUUGUAGUGUUGUUCGGUAUCCGAUACGACAAGAGCUGGAGUCGACGGCGAGCAGACCUGCGCCGAGCCGCCUCCGCCGCGCAGCUUGCGCCGCCGCCUCUACACAUCAACCACUCGCAGAGGCUGAGCACGCCGGUGACGGGCACGCCGCAGGGCGGGGUGUUCUCACCCACAUUGAGCGUCGAGGAUGACGGCUUCAAGCAACAGAUGGAACACCAAACCAUUCAGAGGGACUCCCCGAUACUGGAGUCGAUGCCGUCGGGCGGCGGCGGGCCGAGCGGCGCGGUGGCGCGGCUGCGGCAGGCGGUGGACCGCGCCGUCAUGUUCUGCGGCGCGCAGCACGGCGCGCUCGACAAGUUCGCGCUCAUGGUGUUCCCCAUGUGCUUCUGUCUGUUUACCGUCAUAUACUGGACCACAUACCUCAGUGAGGCGCACCGCGCCUCGCGGCUCAAGUGACCAUACAAGUGACAAGUUCUCGCACGGUUACAUCACCUACUUGUGAUUACAGUGCCUAUGCAGACGUUGUGACGUUGUUGUACAUAUUAGACGAAUUACUAGUCAAAUUAUAAAUAUAAACGUGUGACCCUCUAUUUGUAAGUCAAAGCCUUUAAAUACUUAAUGAACAAGGAUGAACAUUUUAGCGGGAAGUCGAGAUUCUUCGUGAGCGAAAAUGCAAUUGUAAAAGUUCCAAUGAAGUUUGUUCAUAGUGUUCUUAAAAUUAGAGCUGUAAAUGUGCCUUGUAAGAAUACGGUUUCAAUUUUAUAAGAUUGAGUACUGUGACGCUAGCAAAUUCUAAAAUUAUUAGAUAUCUUAGAAAUGCUCAGAACAAAGAAAUCAAUUCGUGAGAUUUAAAAUCGUAUAGCACAAUAUGAAAAAGAAAGAUAUCGUUAAGUACGUAAGCGGGCAGCAUGGGGACCACAGUUAAGCUCAAUAGUACAAAACUAUUAUAAGAAUAAUGCCUUUUCUGACUCGGGUGCCUUUUGCCUUGUGUUUUUCCAACGAAUUUUGAUGAAGAUGAUUUUCUCUGUCUACUUAUACUCGAAACAAAUGUCUUAUGCAACGAAUACGCGUAACAUGGAGUGUUUCUAUACUGCUUGUCUAUUGCGUCUCCUGAAUACUUAUACUUAAUAGUUAGUUUCUAUAAACCUUUUCUUGUUUUCGUUUUUAAUGUAAUUUUUUAGUCAUAACUUUGUAAUCCUUGUUUCCUUUUUAUUUUUUGAAAGCCAUUUUCCGUAUAAAUUAGAUCAUGUCUGUAAUUGAUCCCAAACUCGUAAAUGGCAUUUAGACAAAUGCCUACCGGUAGGUGUACAUUGUAAUAUAAUGUAUCAUAAGUCUAGCAAGUAAAUACUUAAUGACUAAGGCCUGAUAAUACCGAUAUCAUAGAGAUCGUAGUGCUCAUUUAGUUGUAUUAACUUAUUAUAAAUUAGCUUAUAGGUUGUCAUCCUAAGAUAAUUUUAUACCUUACACAUGUUUUAGGGAUUAAUUUUAUGGAAACAAAAAGUUGUGUAUAAUUUAAUAUUUCAUUGCAACUAGUUAUGAACAGUCGAUUAUGCCGUUUUCGCACUAUUUUAGUCAAGUAGCGAAUAUUUAUAUUAGCUCUUUAUGCUUCGAUUUUGGGAUAGAGGCGAAAGAGAGCUACUAUGUACUUACUCGCUACUAAAAUACUAGUAAUGCGAACGAGGCAUUGAACCUAGUCACACUUUGAUAAAUUUUGAACUCCAAAUGUUCAAUCGUGUUUAUGUCUACAGGUACACUUUUAAUUACUCCCAGUAAUAAAUAGGAACCUUCAAGAAAUAUUUGCCUUAUUAUUUAUGGUUAAUCACGCAAAUCAGCAAGAGAGGUAGCUUAGUUCCGUACCUACUCGCUAAUUUGAUUUUAAUUGAAUCGACUUUCUAUGUCUAUCAUAUCUACAGUACCUAGGUACCUAACAAUUGUCAAUUUUAAUAAUUAGGUAUUAUACUAGCUUCGCGAGGCGCGUUCAAUUUUUAUUAUCAAAGUGUGGCCAACAGAAAUCAGUAAAUUGCCUAAUACGUUAUUAAAAAAAUAUUUUCUGUAAUUUGUUCCAUCUAGUCACAUGCGGUUACCAUAAUAAUAAUUUAUAUUGCAUACAUCAUUAUUUCAUAUUUAAGUUCAUAUAUUAAACGCAGCACAAAUCUGUUUUACGCACAAAGUGUUUCAUCUAAUCAUUUCACAAUCUUGUUCCCAGUAUAGUUGUAAGUUAAAGUUACUAAGUACUUAUAGUUUAAGGACGAAGCAUCGUGUGAUAAUAAGAUGAAUCAUUAGUUAUCGGUUUGUUAUUGUUUUUUCAUACCGCCACAGACGUGUACUUUGUAUUGUACACCGAAUUUGGGAAAAAAUAGUAUAUUGCUGAACAGACGACACUCCUCAGGGCUGUUAAAAGCUCCCUGUCUAUCUAUACUUGGGUCAAAAUCAAAGUGAAAUCUUUUGUAAACAAACCACAAAGGUAAGAUUAAAUCUGUACCCUUACUUACGUUUAUCGAAAUCGAAACGAGACCGCGUUCGACGCUCUGAUUGGUUGGUUAAUUCACACCGGCCAAUCAGAGCGCCGAACGAGCUCUCGUUUCAUUUUCGUUCAAGGUAAAGCAAAACUUGUACAUAGGUCGCACACUUGUAGAGUGUGAAUUGUCACCCAAUAAAGUGGAAAUUGAAGAAACGAAGUUUUAUCCUUAUGGUUACAACAAACAUUUCACAUCGAAAGCACUGUUAUUGUUAAAAGUGGAUGGAUCGAUCGUUUGAUACUAAGUUUAUUUAAAAAAUAAAACUGCUUCGGAUCUUAUGUUUAAAGAUAAAAUCAAAGCAUAAAUUGUAAAAUGCGAAAUGCUAAUAAUUCAGUGUUAAUACAUUGUGCACACUGUGGCGGAUAAACAUACCUAACUUCUUCACUUACUGAACAAAUUUGUGCCUUUUCAGUCAUUUACUUGCCUAAAUUAAGACAUAGGGUUACGCUUGUGAUUCAUAUCUGUUAUCUAAACUAAACUGUGGAAAGGCAGUAUUAAAAACCUUACAAAAAUCUUAGGCAAUACAUAAUAAUAAUUAUUAAGUGAAUUAAAAAAAAUAAUGAAAUAAAAGACAUUAUUUUAAAUCAUU
Messenger RNA from Spodoptera frugiperda (fall armyworm), 4615 nucleotides. RefSeq names its product gamma-aminobutyric acid receptor subunit delta. NCBI's taxonomy places the organism in Eukaryota, Metazoa, Arthropoda, Insecta, Lepidoptera, Noctuidae. Gene Ontology annotation, cellular component: synapse; neuron projection; membrane. Gene Ontology annotation, biological process: chloride transmembrane transport; regulation of membrane potential; nervous system process. The record is from RefSeq and is a predicted model, not a curated record. Gene Ontology annotation, molecular function: transmembrane signaling receptor activity; extracellular ligand-gated monoatomic ion channel activity; chloride channel activity. Bases 524 to 1963 code for a protein of 479 amino acids. The transcript has 11 exons.